Messenger RNA from Nicotiana tabacum (common tobacco), 1638 nucleotides. Lineage: Eukaryota; Viridiplantae; Streptophyta; Magnoliopsida; Solanales; Solanaceae. The record is from RefSeq and is a predicted model, not a curated record.
AAAAAGGAAAAGAAAAAUAGAAACACAAAAAGCGGAUCCUAAAAAGAAGGGCGCUGAUAUUGGAGGCUUUUUUGAAAAGCCAUAGAAGAAAUGGAGUUUGAUACUUCUCCGAUUAAUCGUUGCUCCAAAGAGCAUGAGAAAAUCUAUCAACAGUGGUUUAGCUUAGCCGAUUCAGAUGGAGAUGGACGUCUCACUGGAGGCGAUGCCAUUAAGUUCUUUGCCUUGUCCAAUUUGCCACGCCAGGAACUCAAGCAGGUGUGGGCGAUUGCAGAUUCCAAACGGCAAGGCUUUCUUGGUUUUAGAGAGUUUAUUACUUCAAUGCAGUUGGUCUCUUUGGCUCAAGCUGGCCAUCCAGUAACCGGUGAUCUCUUAAAUGCUGAAGUUAACUUUGAAAAUUUGCAACCCCCUACCUUGGAAGGUCUUGAUGUACUUCAAGCUAAGAAAAAGCGCACGCCUAAAAGUGAACCUGAACAGAAUGGCAAUCCUACAGCGCAAUCUUCCGUUACAGCUAAUUGGUUUUCAUCAUCAACAUCUGUAAAGAAGGUCUCUUUAACCUCUGUCACAUCCAUAAUCGAUGGACUGAAGAAGUUAUACAUCCAAAAACUAAAGCCACUGGAAGUCGCAUAUCGCUUUAAUGAUUUCGUCUCUCCAUUCUUGACAAAUAGUGAUUUUGAUGCCAAACCAAUGGUUAUGCUUUUGGGUCAAUACUCAACCGGAAAAACAACAUUCAUUAAGCAUUUACUUAGAACUAGCUAUCCAGGUGCUCAUAUCGGGCCUGAGCCUACCACAGACAGAUUUGUGGUUGUCAUGAAUGGGCCUGAUGAAAGGAGUAUUCCGGGGAACACAAUUGCUGUUCAGGCAGAUAUGCCAUUUAGCGGUCUGACAACUUUUGGAACUGCUUUUUUGUCAAAAUUUGAGUGUUCUCAAAUGCCUCAUCCUCUGUUGGAGCACAUCACGUUUGUGGAUACUCCUGGAGUUCUAUCUGGCGAAAAGCAACGAACACAAAGGAGCUAUGAUUUUACCGGUGUGACAUCUUGGUUUGCUUCCAAGUGUGAUCUCAUUCUUCUUUUGUUUGAUCCCCACAAACUUGAUAUAAGUGAUGAAUUCAAACGUGUGAUUGCGUCUCUUCGAGGCCAUGAUGAUAAGAUACGAGUGGUUUUGAACAAGGCUGACCAAGUUGAUACUCAACAACUUAUGAGGGUUUAUGGAGCAUUGAUGUGGUCACUAGGGAAGGUUCUAAAUACCCCUGAAGUUUCGCGUGUCUACAUAGGGUAUAAUCUUUUUUUAUUUUUUUUAUUUUUUUAUAUUUUUUUAAAUUUGGCACUUAGUUCAGGUACUCUGCCCAACAAAAUGUUAUUAAGUUGCACGAACUAAUAAAUAUUAUUUUGGGAAUUCAAAUAUCCCUGAUUUGCUGGAUCACCUGGAUGCCGUCACUAUGUGUCAAAGCUGCAUCUUAUAUCAUACUAUUGCUAAUGGACAUGAGAUCUUGAUCACCUAGCCCCAACAGAACUAGAGUGAGUUUAUAGCUUUUCGCCUUUGACAACACUGCCUCCGCCUCCAACCAGUAGGUUGGGUUUCGAGUCACUAGGGAGCAAAGUGCAUAGAACCUGAUCGGCUCCUCUACAGGGUGUCUUUUUU